AGGCGGCAGCGCCAUGAGCGCUCCCGGCCCCGAUCCCGCCGCGCCCGGCGCCGGCUCCAGCCUCGGCCCGCUGCUCCACACCCUGGGCGACCCCGCCGCCCCGCCGGGAGAGCUGACGGACGCGCACCUCACCAUCGUCAGUCGCUUGACUGGUGAAGGAGGCAGAGCAUUCGCCGCAGAUGUCAGGAAACACUUCCCUCAACUCUGCAAGGUGUUUAAGGCACACAUUUCUAGUCCAAACUUGGAGCUCAGUAAUGCAGCAUUGCAGGCCUUGGGAUUCUGCACUUUUAAUUCAAAUAACACAGCUGAAUUAUCUGCCACUGAAAUCCAGGACCUGCUGUCAGCAGUGAACAGCGUUGCUGUGAAAUCCUCAGACAAAAACACUCGCACUCGGGCACUUUGGGUCAUCUCUAAGCAGGCAUUUCCUCCAGAAAUUGUGAAAAAGGAGGUGUCCAGUAUCCUCUCGACCCUGGAAACAAUCCUGACUAAAGGAGAAGUUCAGUCUGUUGUGGUUGAAUAUGAAGCACUUAAUGUUAUUAUACGCUUAAUGGAGCAAACUCCAGCCCAGAUGGGAGAAGAGGCUGUGAGGUGGGCAAAGCUGAUCAUCCCCCUGGUUGUCCACUCAGCUCACAAAGUGCAGUUAAGAGGUGCCACUGCCCUGGAGAUGGGAAUGCCACUGCUCCUGCAGAAGCAGCAGGAGGUGGCAGCUGUCACCGAGCACCUGAUGACCACAAAAUUAAUUUCCGAACUUCAGAAAUUGUUUUCUACAAAAAACGAGACCUUUGUGUUAAAACUGUGGCCCCUGUUUGUGAGAUUGCUUGGAAAGACUCUGCAUCGCAGUGGCAGCUUCAUCAACUCCCUGCUGCAGCUGGAGGAGCUGGGAUUCCGCAGUGGCUCCCCAGUGGUGAAGAAAAUUGCCUUCAUUGCAUGGAAGAGCCUCAUUGAUAAUUUUGCUCUAAAUCCAGACAUCCUGUGCAGUGCUAAAAGGCUGAAACUGCUGAUGCAGCCCCUGAGCUCCAUCCAUGUGAGGACAGAGGCUCUGGCACUGACCAAACUGGAGGUGUGGUGGUAUUUACUGAUGAGACUGGGACCUCACCUGCCUUCAAACUUUGAACAGGUUUGUAUCCCAUUAAUCCAAAGCACCCUGAGUGUGGAUCCUGCUGCUGCAUUCCCAGGAACGCCCUCACGCCUGCCAAGCAACCCCAGCUUGGGCUCAGCAACCCCUGGGCAGAAAUCAGGUCCUUUCCCGUUUGUGAGCCCAGGCACGCCCAGGAUGGCCCUGAACACCAGCACAGCAGGAGUGGUGCUGUUCCCUUCCAUCCAGCUCCUGGGAAUUGAAAUGCUGCUCCACUUCCUCAUGGGACCACAAGUUGUGGAUUUUGCUAAGCAAAACAAACUGGUUCUUAGUUUAGAGCCUCUCCAGUACCCACUGAUCAGUAGCCCUUCUUUUUUUUGUAAGCAUGCCAGCACUCUGAUAAAUGCUGUUCAGGAUGGCUUUAUUGCAGUUGGAAAAGAAGUUCCUGAUUGUUUGCUGAAUGUUAUCUGGAAGGACAUAAAUGGAUAUGUAAAAACAGCAAUUGAAGCAGGAAACAAGAAAGAAAAGCAAGGCUCAGAAAUACUGACCAUGUUACUCCAGGCCUUAAAAAACACUGUGAGAUCAAAUUCUCUUCCUGUGCAGAAAAUACUGUCCCUCAUUGACAUCACUGUCAAGGAGUUGCCUCCAAAAGUAUUGGGAUCACCGGCUUAUCAGGUUGCUGAUAUGGAUCUUUUAAAUGGAACUCCAGCUUUGUUCUUAAUCCAGCUGCCUUUCCAUAAUAACCUCUUGGAAUGCUGUGUGACAGAUGAGAGAUUCUUUGUGAUUCUGGAAACUCUGGUGGGUUAUGUCCUGUCUGGGCCCACCUCGGCCCUGGCUUUCAGUGAGUCUGUGAUCUGUGUCAUUGACCAGAGUGCAGAGCAGGUGGGGAACAAGGAGCACCUCUGGAGAAUGUGGAGUAUUGUUGUUAAUCCUCUGACUGAGUGGAUUAAUCAGACUAACGAGGUGAACCAGGGGGAUGCCUUGGAGCACAACUUCAGUGCUGUGUACAGUGCUUUGUUGCUGCCAGUAUCCCACAUCUUCCCUGCUCAGGGAUUCCCACAGCCAACUUUGAAAUCCUUGUUGCGCACGUGGUCAGACCUGUACCGAGCUUUUGCUCGCUGUGCUGCUCUAGUUGUAACAGCAGAAGAAAACCUGUGCUGUGAAGAAAUUUGUGCCAAAAUAAUAUCUGGGCUAGAAGGUGAAACUCCAGUAAUGUUUUUCAUGCUGGAAGGCCUCACCCACCUUGUGUCAGUCAUGGUGGACUGCAUCAACUUUGCACCCUAUGGAACUAAAUUCCAGCCAAAAACUAGAUCUCCCCAGACACCCACAGAUUGGGCUAAGAAGAAAAAGGAGCCCCUUGGCAAGCUUGCCUCUCUCUUCAAGCUCCUGCUGAUGCUCCUGAACUCUUUCCAUGAGUUCAGCUCCAAAGAAACCCAUUCAGAAUCCCUGAUUUCUGUGGGGCCUUCCCUCCUGGCUGCUCUCCACACCAUCAUCAGCCACAUCUCGCUGCCUUCACUCAUUGGCACCACGUUUGCCAUUUUUUCCAAGCCCUUGGCAGUGUUCUAUGAAAAAACCAAGCUCCCUGAGGUACCCAAAGUCUACAGCAACCUUAACAGCAAGCUUGAGAAGCUGCUGGCAGAGAUCCUGCAGUGCCUGCAGUGUCACUGCCCGGGCUCCUGUGACACUGAGCUCCUGCAGCAGCUCUGCCCCGUGCUCUGCGUGGGCUUCCAGCACAGGAACAAACAGAUCCGCCACCAGUGUGCCCAGCUCUGGAACUCCACCUUUGCCAAGACCUCCUCUCUGACUUACCCCGAGGAAUUAAAAUCUGUGUUAAGCCAAGCCAAAAAGAAAAUCCCUCUGCUGCUGCCUGGUUUUGAAAGCAUUGAGAUGUCUGAGGAGUGCAGUGGCCCCUUCUCUGACACGAUGGAGAAUUCCCAGCUGGAUGCAAAGAUCAGUGGAAUGGAGGUGAAGGUGGGACAGAAACGAGAUUCGAUAUUGGCACAGACGAGUGAACCAAAAAAUGAUGGCAAAGACAAGUCCAGCAACGUGCAAGCAACACCUGCAAAGUUGAAACUAGAAUUUUCAUCUCCUAAGACUACAAGUGAGACGCUUCUGGAAGAGGAGAAAUCUGUUGAUUUUGUGUUUAUUCCUCCCGAAACAAAACCAAGAAUAUUGACAGAACAUCAAAAAGAAGUGCUAAGGUCAAAGAGAGUUGAUAUUCCUGCCAUGUACAACAACUUGGAUGCAUCACAGGACACCACCUCAUUUUCCCAGUACACUCAGAGCCAGGAAGAUUCUUUGGAAGUACCACCUUCAGUAGAAAAUGCCAAAGAAGACACUGCAAACCAACCUCAGGAGGAAAACGCAGGGAGUGAAGGAUGUCAGUCAGAGGAGAGCCCAGCCUGCAACAACAAGGGGGAGUCCAAAAAUGAGACAGCUGAGAUGAUCCCAGAGGAAACAUCAGUUGGAGAGGGAUUGGAGACAAGUGCUAUGGAAGCAGCUUCCGAGGAGGCCUCAGCGGGGAAGGAGAGCACCUUAAAUGUCAGCAACAGCGAGGAGGAGUCCAAAAAUGAGACAGCUGAGAUGAUUCCAGAGGAAACAUCCAUUGGAGAGGGCCUAGACACAAGUUCUGAGGAAGCAGCUUCUCAGGAGGCCUCGGCAGGGAAGGAGAACACCUCAAAUGUCAGCAACAGCUCAGCUUCCAGCGACAUCAUCUCUGGCACCCCCCAGCCCGUGAGCCGGCGCCAGUCCUUCAUCACCCUGGAGAAAUUCGGGGCUGCAGAGAACAGGCCCUUCAGCCCAGCCCCACUGAACUCUGUGUUAGAGCUCUCUGGGAGUGCUGCUGGGGCACAGGAAAACACCAGUGGCAGCAAGGCCAGUGCUAAAGCAGAGAAAUCUGGAGAGGAAAAUAAAAACCCUCCAAAUCCCGAGGCUGACGCGGGGGUUACGGCGAUCCGCAGGGUGACGCGCCGGCAGAGCAGAAUGGAGCUGCAAGGGAACAAAUCCAAGCUCCUGAGCAGGUCAGAGGAGUCCCUGGCCUCUGACAGCCUGGAAAGCAGUGCUGAGCUGUGCUUUGCAGGGGAGGACGUGGAGCAUGUCCUCCUGAGCCAGUCCCAGGCUCUGCACUCCGCGGAAGCAGACAUCAAAAAAGCCGAGGAUACAAUCGCAGAAGUGGAAAAGGCCCAGGCACUGGACAUGGACUCGAAGGAGAACACCCCCCCAGACACCACCAGCUGCUCUGAGCAGGCCCCAGGGGAUGACAGCCAGGUGCCACAGGUGUCCCCUCACCAGAAGCAGCUCCGGCGUUCCUCCAGGAGACGCUCAGAGACUGUGGAGAGCUCCUCAGGGAGCCAGGAGAAGGAGGAUGGGCUCCCAAAGAGAGACAGGAGGAAAGAGGAGGAGAAGGCUGGGCAGAAGAAGCUGUCACAGGGUAAAGGUGAUGGAUCCCAAAAGCAGAAAGGAAUUCCUGGGAAAACAACAGAAAUCACAAAAGAGGGCAGCCAGCCUGAGAGAGUGGCAGAGGACUGGAGCUCCAAGGACUCUCCUGCUUCCCGGGGCCUGGAUGAGGAUGGGAGCAGAGGUGGCAGGAGGGCAGAGGAUUCCCCCACGGCUGAGGGGGAAGCUCAGGCCAGCCUCAGCACAGCAGGGCAGAAGGUGGUGGAGCGCCCACGGUACCACACCAGGAGAUCUUCCCAAGGUUUGCUCUCCAGCAUAGAAAACUCCGAGGCUGACAGCUCUGAGGCCAAGGAGGGCAGCACGAAGAAGAAAAAACACAUAAAAGUGAGGAGUAGAAGCAAUUCUCUUGAGGGUAAAGUGAAAGAGGGACAGCCAGGGAGCCAGAGCCUUGAGGUGUCUCCCCAAGGGAAUGAAACUAAGAAUUCACUGGAAGCAACUAAAGAUGAACCUGAGGUCAGCACAGGUGCUGCAGUGACAGCUGAACCAGGUGGCCUGGAAAUCCAGGUAAUUCCUGCAGCUGCUGGAAAAGCUGUAGGGUCUGGCAGCUCUGAGAGUCCCAGUGCUCUUCAGGACACCAGCCUGGAGCAAAACAAGGGUGAUGCUUCCAUGGAGUCACUGAGCAGCUCCUGUGUGUCUGACCAGGAUGGGAGAGCAGCAGAGGAAAACCAGCAGGAGGAGAAGCAAACCAGCACAGGGGACUGUGCACCAGCAGCAAAUGUUUCGGGUGCUGAGCCCUCCUCUCUGCAAAGCCCUGAGUGUCCAAGCAAGAGAAGCAAAAGGGUGAAAAAAAUCAAGAGCUGUGAUUGCUGCUUUAAAAAGCCAAAGCAGCAGGUGACUGAAUUCAAGUUCACGGAAUUAAAAAAGGAGAAAACUGAGCUGGAGGAGCCCCAGACCACCCCAGUUGAGACACCUGUGAAUGUUUCUGGUCACUCAGAUUUGGAGGAGAGCUUGGCCCUGGCUCCUUGUGCAAUGAGCACUCCAUUGCACCCUCCCAAGGAACCCAGCACCUUCAGCAUGGAAAGCCAGGGAAUUUCUGUGGAUAACCUGCAGGGCAGCAGUGUGGUGGUGGAGGAGAAUCCAGAGAAUGCAGAGGGUUCAGCAGGUGAAACCACCGACUCCAUAGAGGAAAUAAAGGAACCUGCUGAACUGAAGGAGGAAACAGAACAGGUUCUGCCUGAGAGUGCUCCAGGAGAGCCCAGGGAGAGCUGCCUGGACUCACGGGACCAAGGGGAAGAACCAGCAGCUGCAGAAAAGGAAGAAAUAAAUGAAAAUGGACAACUCGAAGAGGUGCCCCAGGAACUGAAUGCUGACAGCAAACCUGAGGAAAAAGAGAUGAAGCAGCUAGAGGGAAAUCAGGAGGAUAAAGGAGAAGCUGAGAACACUGCAGGAGAAACUUGUGGUGUUGCAGAUGAAGAGGUGAAGGAGGAACCGUUGGAAACUGAAAUAAAAGUGGCUGAAAACGUGGCCUUGGAAAAUAUGAGUGUGGAUUCCCCUCUGAAGGUGGAAGGGGACCCCUCAGUGCAGGUGACUGAAAGCCCCACCAGCCUCCAGGCUCGCUGCACGUGGUCCCCCUCAGCCUCCCCAUCCACCAGCAUUCUGAAGAGAGGGGUCAAAAGGAACCAGGAGGAUGACUCCCUGUCACCUGCUAAUAAGAUCCGCCGAGUCUCCUUUGCAAAUCCCAUUUUUCAGGAGGGCCUGGCAGAUGACAUCGACAGGAGGAGUCCUGUCAUCAGAUCCCAUUCCUCACCCUCUUCCAGAAGUCUUAAAACCCUCUCUAACAUGCAGCACAUUACCACUCCAACCAAAGGAUUUCUGUCCCCAGGAUCUCGUACCCUUAAAUUUAAGAGCUCAAAGAAGUGUUUAAUCACAGAAAUGGCCAAGGAAUCUCUGCCAUGCCCUUCGGAAUUUGUGUAUCCUGCCUUGGCUGGCUGCAAAGCUCCCGUGGAUGUCAUUUUACCUCAGAUCACAUCCAACAUCUGUGCCAGGGGCCUGGGGCAGCUCAUCCGAGCCAAGAACAUCAAGACCGUGGGAGACCUGAGCACUCUGACAGCUUUGGAAAUCAAAACUCUCCCCAUCCGCUCUCCCAAAGUCUCCAAUGUCAAAAGAGCUCUGAAAGGAUACCACGAGCAACAGGUGAAAUCUCGAGUGUUGGAGGAAAGCACAGUGCCUGAAGAUGCUGAAAAGCCUGGAAAUAAUGUGGAGGAGAAAUCUCUCUGUGGAGAUGAGGAAAAACUUGCAGCAGAUUUGGUUGACGCAGCCACCACCAACAGCAGCGAGCAGCCCCCGGCAGAUCUCCUGGGGCAGAUCCAGGCUCUGGCUGCUCAGCUGAGCUCCGAAGAUCUCCAUGGAUAUUCUGGCAGGCAGCUGUUUGAGAUGCAGGAGAAGCUGGCAGGGAUGGCCUCGUGCAUCCUGAGGAACCUGCAGUCCCGCUGGCAGUCCCCUCCCCACGAGGGCCCCGAGUAGCUGCUGCCCACAGCUCAGUAAGGAGGAGUUUGUUCCAACACUUUUCCCCCCACUUGUUUUCCUUACUGCUCAGUUACUCCUUAAAUUCUGCAUUUUGUGCUAUAGGAGAUUUUUUUAAACACCUCCAUAAAGUCUUUUUUUUUUUUUUUUUUCUUUUUGGUUGGUUGGUUGUUUUUUCUCUUUUGGAGAUUUUUUUUUUUUUUUUGGUUGGUUGUUUUUCCCCCCUGAUCUGUGGGACUGUUUCCUCCCUGGCAGAGGUGUUUGUAUUGGAUUGCUAUGCAUCUUUCUUUCAGGCAGUGAAAGAAAACCUGACAAAGCUGUGCAAUAGCAAAGACUGUGAAAACCAAACCAACAGAGUAAUUAAAUUAUUUUUUCAAAUCCAAAGUGUUCUUACUGCUGCAAACUCUUGCUGUGGGGUAAGAGCUGGAGCUGGCAGCUCUGCUCCCCUCCUGCCCCAGCUGCUUCCUUUGGAGCUGCUGAGACUUUGACAGCACACGUGAGGUAAGCUGGGCUUAAUUCCUUACAGCAGGAGCCUGGGAUUUGUACUGGAUCUAUUUUUCCAUGUAUUUUUGUACGACUCAGACUAAGGAGUUCUAAGCAAAUGUGCUUGUACAGGAGAAAGACUCUGCAAAGCCUCCCAGGCUUUGACCCAUGUCCUUUGCUGGCAGCAGUUCUCCUUGUGGAAAGACUUUUUUCCAUGAGGAAAUGGAUGGAUUGGACAAGAGCUCUUUGUAUAUUGUGUACAGACUCACAGCAGAUGUUGGGUAAUAAUUUAUGGAGUUCUAAUUGCAUGGACUGCAUUGCUGCUUCUUGGAGACCUUCAGCCAGAAUUCCCAGGUUUUCCUCUGGAAUUCUGAUCUGUAUAUAUUGUACUGUAGCUAUCCAGAUGGAUGUUUAUUGAAAUGAACUGCUGCAGGUGGUUUUAGAACUUUUACAUGGGCAAAUAAAAGAGCAAAUAGUUCCCAAA
Messenger RNA from Corvus hawaiiensis (hawaiian crow), 7961 nucleotides. RefSeq names its product replication timing regulatory factor 1 (gene RIF1). Gene Ontology annotation, cellular component: nucleus. Bases 14 to 6994 code for a protein of 2326 amino acids. NCBI's taxonomy places the organism in Eukaryota, Metazoa, Chordata, Aves, Passeriformes, Corvidae. The transcript has 35 exons. Gene Ontology annotation, biological process: telomere maintenance. The record is from RefSeq and is a predicted model, not a curated record.